CACACGAGUACGCGUAUUUUUCAUUUAUUUAUUAAAGACCUGUGUGAGCGCCAUUUACUUUGACUACCUACCCACGAGCAAAUCUCAAGAUUCGCGACUCACUCUUGACAAUUAUUAAAUGACAAGAAAUACAAAUUAAAGCAGGCCGAAAGAACCAAGGUAAAGAGGUACCUACCUAGGCGCUGGGACCAGGACAUUCAAAGUUUCUUAGACAACAAUAUUUAGCAUCAAGCGCAGAAAACGACCCAGUAUGGCCGACGAAAAAAAGUCUAGACACUCUUGGAAUCCUUUCUCCAGCCACGGGCGUACAAGUCCUCAACCACCACGACCUCCGUCACAAGGCGAGCCAUCAUCACAAGGAUCCGCCGCACCAGUGCCGUCAUCGCCCGACCCCAUCAAGGGACCAUGGCAGCCCGAGCAGCAUCACCUACAGCCACCGCCAUCGUUCCAGGAGUCACAGGCGCAUGCGGAAACACUCACAUCACCGGCGGCCGCGGCAGCGUCUUCAUCCUCGGCGCCGGUUUUCCGCUCACAGUUCGCCUGCGUCACCCUGAACAUGUUUGACCGCAUCCGGCUCAUCAACUUUCCGCUGGACGAGGUCAACGCGGUGCGCCAAGUGGUGACCCGCGUCUGGCCAGAGGGCAUCAAGGACGUGCGCCCGUACGGCGGCGCGACCGAGAUCAAGUGCCGGGGGUGGCCCUUCUCGUCGGGCCAGUUCAAUGGAGAUGACAACUCGCGGCGCAUGAUAUUGCGCAUCAUCAAUGUGCUGUUCGACAUGGGGUGGGUUCUGCAGACGACGUUGGAUAUGAGCAACAAGGAAUAUGACAAAGAUGCUUUGUUCUUCAGAAGGCAAUCACCGCCACCUCCACCCUGCGACUGGAUAAUCAUGUCGUUCGACACGUACAGCAAAACCAAGGUCAUCGGCGACCUGCCGCCGGAGCUCGCCUCGGGACUUGUGCAGGUCUUUCAAGCCACGGGCACGCUCAAGCGUCACGAGUUCGCCGGCGACAGGCUCAAGAUACACCUUCACGGCUACCCGUGGGCCCCAGACGGUCAGGCCACCGUCACGACGCGCAUGAUGAUCAUCAGGGUACUCGAGUGCAUGGAGGCGUUUGGUUUCAGCGUCUACACCAGCAUGGACAUGACGUGUGGACAGGAGGGGAGGGAGACGGACGUCAUGAUCUGCUGUCGGCAGAAGGGGUGGGUCCAGGGGCAGCCGGUCUGGCAUCGGUAA
Pyricularia grisea is the source of this 1234-nucleotide messenger RNA. RefSeq lists its product as uncharacterized. Bases 251 to 1234 code for a protein of 327 amino acids. NCBI's taxonomy places the organism in Eukaryota, Fungi, Ascomycota, Sordariomycetes, Magnaporthales, Pyriculariaceae. The record is from RefSeq and is a predicted model, not a curated record. The transcript has 2 exons.